UUUUAGUAGUUAUAUUUGUGUGUAUAAUAUACUUGUUUUGAUUGAACAAUUGAUCAUUAUUAUUUUCUAGCUCUAAAAUACGGCACGUUGAUAUUUUUCUUUAUCUACCUAAUAAAUAAAUUUAUUGAUUAAAAAUGGCUACAGUUUUUGUGGGACAAAUUAUACACACCAAAUCAUUGAAAGAAUUUGUCUUUUAUACUAACGGUUUUGUGGCAGUAAACGAAAAUGGAAAGAUCGUUGGUGUGGGUGAAAAUUAUAUGACAUGGCUUUCUACUAAUCCCGAAUUUGCUUCUAAAGCUGUAGAAGUAACCUUAAAUAAGGAACAAUUUCUUAUGCCCGGUUUAAUCGAUUGUCAUAUACAUGCUCCCCAAGUGGCACAAAUUGGUCUAGGUUUAGACAUGCCUUUGUUGGACUGGCUAAGUACAUAUACAUUUCCGUUGGAAGCAAAAUUUUCUGAUCAAGAAUUUGCUGCUAAAGUUUACAAAAAAGUAGUGGAAUCUACAAUUAAAAGUGGCACUACAUUAGCAUCCUACUUUGGUACCAACAACAAGGACAGUACUUUAAUAUUGGCUAAAGAGGCAGUAAAACAAGGACAACGUGCGCUAGUGGGGAAAGUAUGUUCCAAUUGUAAUAGUCCUGAUUUUUAUGUUGAAAAAACCGAGGAAUCUUUAGCCGGCACCAGGGAAUUUAUUAAUGAUAUUGAAAAACUGAAUACUAAUUUGGUAAAACCUACUAUUACACCCAGAUUUGCUAUAAGUUGUUCCAUAGAGUUAAUGAAAAGUUUGGGUGAUUUAGCAAAACUACAUAAUGUACACAUCCAAAGUCAUAUCAGUGAAAGUGUGGCAGAAAUUGACUUUGUUAAAGAACUCUUCUCAUGUUCUUAUGCUCAGGUGUAUGAUCAAGCUGGACUUUUAACAAAUAAGACCGUCAUGGCUCAUGCAGUACACCUAGAAGAUGAAGAAAUUUCCCUAUUUAAAAAAACUGGAACCUCUGUAGCCCACUGUCCUGCUUCAAAUACAAUGUUAAGUUCCGGAUUUUGCGAUGUUUUGCGUUUGAUUGAAAAUGGCAUUAAAGUUGGCCUGGGAACAGACGUAUCUGGUGGGAAUUCAAUUUCUAUACAAGAUGCCAUUUUAAGAGCAUUAGAUGUUUCACAUCAUUUGGAAUUUGUUAAAAAACAAAACAUUAAAGGAACUGGGCAGAUACCAGCAAAUAAGGAUAACACAGAAUAUAAACCUUUGGAUUAUAAGCAAGCUAUAUAUUUGGCCACAUUAGGUGGCGCUGAAGCCCUUGCUCUCGAUGAUGUAUGUGGUAAUUUUGUUGAGGGCAAGGAAUUUGAUGCUUUGGUUGUUGAUACCAGUAUAUAUCCUUUACAUAACUUUGGUCAUUAUAAUGCUGAAGAUUAUGCUAAAAAAUCGGAUGAAUUAAAAUUGUUAGAAAUGGUUCAAAAGUUUAUUUAUGUGGGUGAUGAUCGUAAUAUUAUUAAAGUGUUUGUAGCUGGUAAACAAAUAAAGUAAAAAAGCAUUGAAAAA
Lucilia sericata (common green bottle fly) is the source of this 1529-nucleotide messenger RNA. It is a transcript of the gene DhpD, whose product is annotated as guanine deaminase. The record is from RefSeq and is a predicted model, not a curated record. The transcript is spliced from 7 exons. NCBI's taxonomy places the organism in Eukaryota, Metazoa, Arthropoda, Insecta, Diptera, Calliphoridae. Gene Ontology annotation, molecular function: zinc ion binding; guanine deaminase activity. Gene Ontology annotation, biological process: guanine catabolic process. Bases 135 to 1514 code for a protein of 459 amino acids. Gene Ontology annotation, cellular component: cytosol.